AAAAUAAAUUCAGCAUCGAUGAGAUCCACGUGAAACCGGCAACGGAAGCUGGGGACAAUUUCGCGUCUAAAAUCUACCGGGUACAGGUCGAUGUGACAUUGCCUGAUGGAACGACCAAGAAGACCAUCUCGUUGAUUGUGAAGGCACUUAUUACGACGGGUCUAACCGAAGAGCUUCUGCAGCUGUUUAAAUUUGUUCCCCAAGGAAGUGGAAAUGUACACGAAGUUUCUGCCGGCUUUUGAGGAAAUGUACCACAGCAAAGGCCGGAAUGUGUCGUUCGGUCCCAAAUGUUUGCACCACACAUCCGAACCCACGGUGCUCGUAAUGGAAGAUUUGAGGGAUCAGGACUUCCGAAUGGCCAAUCGAAAGGAAGGCUUGGAUCGGAACCAUGCCGAGGUGGUUCUUCAACUAUUGGCUCAACUCCAUGCAGCUUCUGCCGUCUAUCGGGAAACUUCCGGGGAACCAUUCCCUGAAAUUUUCAAUCAUGGAAAUUAUAACGAGAACAUGAAACCCAUGAUGGAGCAACAGAUGAAAAGUGUGGGACCGUCGUUCGAUAAAAUUUUAAGAACUUGGCCCAAUGGUGAUUGGUACGCAGAUAUGAUGGAAGAUACGGCAGCGGCGAUGACAGAUGAGAUUAUUGCAAUCAUCAAAGCUCGGCCGGACGAAUUCAAUGUGCUCACCCAUGGAGACGCCUGGUGUAACAAUUUUCUGUUUCGGUACGAUCAAAACCAGGACUGGAAAACGUCUCUAGCCGAGAUAAAACUGAUUGAUUUCCAACUAUGCGUUUGGACAUCGCCUGUGAUCGAUCUUCUGUACUUCUUCUUCUCAUCGGUCAGCGCAAAAAUCCGUCUUCCACAGAUCGACAGCCUUAUUUGCUACUAUCAUGGACAACUGGUCGAUAGCCUCAAAUUCCUAGGCUACAGCAAACCCGCUCCAACGGUCAAAGAGCUACACCUCGAUUUCAUCGAUCGUAUCGCUUACGGACACAUGACAUGUUUCAGUAUACUGCCGAUCUGUUUGCUGGAGAAAACGGAGGACGCUUCGAUCGAAACGAUGAUGUCGGCAGAUGCUGGCGACGCUUUUCGCAGGAACAUGUACUGUAAUCCGACGUACGUGAAACAGAUGAGCGAACUGGUGCCGUACUUCUACGACCUGGGGGCGUUCGAUUUCAAACACUGUGGCUACCAAAAACCGUGUGGAAUCAGGAGUGAUUUCCUGAAUUUGCCUGGGUGGAUGAGGAAGGAAUUUUUCGGAGAGGUGAUUGAACGAAAGCUCGGGUUGGCAGCGGGUCAGUACGCGUUGAAAGACGGUUGGGCCGAAAUUGCCACCAGCAAAGGGGACAACUACGGAUCGAUCAUGUACCGCGUGAAGCUGGAUGUAGAGGAUAGAACUAGAAAUUCGACCAAUUCAUUCUCGGUCGUUGUGAAGACGCGUCCCACUGGAAUUGCGGCCGAACUGGCAGGGAGACAGUUCACCAAGGAAAUUGAAAUGUUUACUAAAUUUAUUCCUGCCUUCGAGAAAUUAUACCGUGAUAAGGGCGCCGACGUGAAGAUUGGACCGAAAUGCUACAAAGUUUGUCGAGAUGUUCCUAAUGACAUCAUGGUCAUGGAAGAUCUUCUGACGAAGAACUUCAAGCCUACAGCGAGAUCGGAAGGAAUCGGUCUGGAACAAGCGGAGCUCAUCUUGGUUAGACUAGCGGAGUUCCACGCGGCCUCGGCCGUUCAUCAUCAAAAGGAGGGUACUUUCCCAGAGGAGUUCAAAGAAGGCCUUUUCCGAAAAGAUAACGCAAAUCUAUUAGAAUUUAUGUUCGGACCAUGUUAUGAUGCAUGCAUUUCGGAAAUGGAAAAUCAGAGCUUUGGUACUAAGUACAUUGCUUCUCUCAAGAAGCUGAGACCGACUACCUUUACAGGAACUUAUGAAGCCACCGCUCUAGAUCCAGAGGCUUUCAACGUUUUAAACCACGGUGAUUUUUGGUGCAACAACAUGAUGUUCAAAUACGGUCCCGACGGACAGCUUCACGAUAGCAAAUUGGUAGAUUUCCAAAUGUGCUUCUACGGGUCACCAGUGCUUGAUCUGCAUUACGCUAUCUUCUCAUCGAUGCGCCCCGAAAUAAGGAUUUCCAAGAUGAACCACCUAAUACGAUUCUACCACGAAAAGUUGAUCGACAAUCUGGUGCUGCUCGACUACGGCAAACCUCUUCCAACGUUGAAGCAGCUUCAAAUCGACUUCUACGACCGAAUUUGUUAUGGUGCAGUGACGUGUUUCGGCAUCCUGGCCCUGCGUACGUUGGAUCCCGCCGAGGAGGUCAGUAUGGAAGCCAUAAGUCAGGAGACGGAGGCGGGUCGCCACUGUCGGAAGGUUAUGUACGGGAACGAACGGUACAUUCGGGAGAUGGAGCAACUGCUGCCGUUCCUCGAUGGGAAGGGGUAUUUCGACCCGGAAGCCCAACUCGUGCGGGUGGUGAAGAAAAAAUCGUCGUGUUGAUGCAUCUCUGGCAACGCGUAGAACUUCUGUGCUUCUAGUUUAAAGUAUUAUAAUUUAAUAAGUUUAAAUAUUCCAUUUAGGUUAUUUGCAUAAGAAUAUUGAAGGUGGUUAUGAACCAACUUUUUGUAAAAAAAAAUUCAAACUUUUUUCUGCUGUACCAACAUUUAUUUAAAAAAAAAACUAGCUACAUAAUAAAACAAUAAAAUAAAAAUUGGAAAAUAGUUUUCAGUUGUUUCAAUAUUUUUUAAAACUUUCAAUGCUAAUUACACUUUCCAGGUAAUAAUGGUAAUAUGUGAUUAAUAUGGACUUCCGAAGAAAAAUUUAGAGCUGGCGCAAAGUCAAUCAGGUGGGAUAUUUAACUUCAGGUAUUCUAG
This is a messenger RNA of Uranotaenia lowii, 2858 nucleotides long. RefSeq lists its product as uncharacterized. The coding region runs from base 214 to 2484 and encodes 756 amino acids. The record is from RefSeq and is a predicted model, not a curated record. Lineage: Eukaryota; Metazoa; Arthropoda; Insecta; Diptera; Culicidae. The transcript is spliced from 4 exons.